UUGAGGAAAAAUCGUCAAAAUUAUUAAAUAUAAGCGAACUAUUUGUCCAUAGCUCAUGGUUGAUCCAAAAUCCAAUACAAAGAGUUAUCAAAAUAGGAAUAAUGGCCAAGCGACCCAAUCAAAUUAUAACCGUGCUAUUAACUGUAAUAAUUUUUUUAGAACUUUGUUUUCCAAGGGUACUUGGAACCUUGGACGAUGAUAUAAAGGGUGACUUAGAUAAUUGGGCCGAAACAUUUAGUAGAUUUGGAAAUGCUAUCAGUUCUCACUUAAAUUCCAUCUACGACCGUGAACAAGGAUUUGCACCGUACCUUGAAGUCAACAGUAGUGGACCGUCAUUACUUGAUGUGAAGGGUGGCUCCUUUGCGAUUCCUUCAAUUGGAAUUGUUCUGAAUUUAAGAUGGUAUUUUAUCGCUGGUUGGCAAACGAUGCUAGGAUUUUUCGAAACGUGGUCAAAUCAAAUCACAGGAUUGACUGAUGUGAACCAAGAUUUUAAGAUUAAAUUCAUAAAUCUACACGGCAAUUUUUCGGCUGUAUUAGAAAUUGAUAUUCCAACCAUUUCAAUUGCCGGAAAAUAUAAUACAAAUUUGACACAGACGUCAAGAGGAACAUUACCCAACUUAAAUUUCACGGGCGAGGGGGAUUAUACAUAUAUAGUCAAGUCCAUGAAAAUGCGGUUGAGUGUGAAUGGUCGAGCUCCGAUGAUAGGCAGAAUUUCGAUAGACGGAGUUAAUUUCACUUAUGAUCACAAGAGUUUGGAAGCCUCAUUCUCAAAUAUGACAAUGACUAGUAGCAGGUUCAUAAAGGGAUGGACAUGGUAUUGGUUGGAUUGGAAAAAGGCAAUUCACAACCACAAUGAUAUUCCUAAAUCUUUCGGGUGGAACUUGCUCAACUUUUACAUUAAUCUUAAAGUGGAACAAGCAAUUAAUGAAGCCAUGCGUUGCGUUCUGGAUAACAUUUUUAACGAAUGCAGCCUUUUUGAGCUUGUCUUUUCAGGUUUGUUGUACAACGUAAUUAUUAACAGCAACAUAAGGUUUGAAAUCCAGUUCAGUAAGCGAGUGCAGUUAAACCAACUAAGUUAUUUUAAUUGUUUUGAUAUUGAGAAUCUCUUACAUUACUCCUCUGUAGUUUUUGAGGUUAUGGUAACUUUACAUUUUCUCAAACGAGUGCGGGUCCAUUUCCAAAUCCCUUCUCUAAUUCCUUAAUAAUGAUUGGCGUAGCAACUAUGGAAUAAAUCUUUGAGAAUUUUUACUUUA
This is a messenger RNA of Folsomia candida, 1253 nucleotides long. RefSeq lists its product as uncharacterized. NCBI's taxonomy places the organism in Eukaryota, Metazoa, Arthropoda, Collembola, Entomobryomorpha, Isotomidae. The record is from RefSeq and is a predicted model, not a curated record. Bases 102 to 1202 code for a protein of 366 amino acids. The transcript is spliced from 4 exons.